CAUCAACUUCCGGUGUCACGGUACCUGGGAGACGGAGCAAAAAAAGCGGGCAUACCGAAAUCGUUAUUGUUUUCGAAAGCCUUCUAGCAUUUAAAGGCGUGUACAUUUGACUCUUUGUCAGAUAACUGCGCAUUGUGUACCAGUGGCCGGCUGGGAUUUUUUUUUGGCUCAGAAAAUAGUCUAAUUCAUUCGACUUUCGCACUAGCUCGCGCGCUAACGGGCGCACGGUCUCACGCCAACGUCUGGAGGCCGCGCGCUCCUGGACUUUGCUACUAGCUAGCUGGUUAACAUUAGCGAGCACGUUUUCUUUCUCAACGAUUCAGUCUGUUACGCUGUGAAUACAAAACAUAUAGCGGAUGUGUGUGCGGCUAACGCUUGUUUGAUACUCCGGUCGAUAAUUAGGCUGCGAGUUUAAGCGAAUUUAAUUGAGCCAACGUUACAUCGGCGAGGCUCUUGUUUUUAAGUGUUGUGCACUUUGUCGCUAGCUUUAGCUAUCUUCAGCUAGCCGCCGCCGACUGAACAACGCAGACGCUGAAAGCGUAGCAGCCGUCGACUCGGAAAUGUCGGACUUCGACGAAUUCGAAAGACAGCUCUCUGAAAACAAACAAGCUGAAAGGGACAAAGAAAACCGUCACCACCGCCGGUCCUCCUCCCGCAGCCGUAGCAGAGAGAGGAAAAGGAGGAGCAGAGACAGGGACAGACGCAGCAAGGACCGUCGCGGGGACAGUAAGGACGAACGCAGACACAGGCGCACCUCACCAGCCCCUUUCCCCCAGGACAAUGCUGGAAGUCGUUCUCCACACCGUGAGAAGAAGAAGAACAAGGUGAAGAAGUACUGGGAUGUCCCUCCACCUGGGUUUGAACACAUCACUCCCAUGCAGUACAAAGCCAUGCAAGCUGCAGGCCAGAUCCCAGCCACAGCCCUUCUGCCGACCAUGACUCCAGAUGGCCUGGCUGUUACUCCCACUCCAGUACCUGUAGUGGGCAGCCAGAUGACCCGGCAGGCCCGUCGACUCUACGUUGGCAACAUACCGUUUGGCAUCACAGAGGAGUCAAUGAUGGACUUCUUCAAUGCCCAGAUGCGUUUGGGUGGCCUUACUCAGGCCCCUGGAAACCCCGUCCUUGCAGUACAGAUAAACCAGGAUAAGAAUUUUGCCUUUCUUGAGUUCCGUUCAGUGGACGAAACAACACAGGCAAUGGCCUUUGAUGGUAUAAUCUUUCAAGGCCAGAGUCUCAAGAUUCGUCGUCCACACGAUUACCAGCCCUUGCCGGGCAUGAGCGAGAACCCCAGUGUCUAUGUGCCUGGUACACAGCCAAUUAAUGGUGUUGUGUCUACAGUGGUACCUGACUCGGCUCACAAGCUCUUCAUUGGCGGCUUGCCCAACUACCUGAACGAUGACCAGGUGAAGGAGCUCUUGACGUCGUUUGGGCCUCUGAAGGCCUUCAACUUGGUGAAGGACAGUGCUACUGGCUUAUCUAAAGGAUAUGCCUUCUGUGAAUAUGUGGAUGUCAACCUUAAUGACCAGGCUAUUGCUGGGCUGAAUGGCAUGCAGCUGGGAGACAAGAAGCUCCUGGUGCAGAGAGCCAGUGUGGGAUCCAAGAACGCCACUCUGACAAGUAUCAAUCAGACCCCAGUGACGCUGCAGGUGCCGGGUAUGAAUAGCUCAGUGACUCAAAUGGGUGGCCUGCCCACUGAGGUGCUGUGUCUGAUGAACAUGGUGGCCCCAGAAGAGCUGCUGGAUGAUGAAGAAUAUGAGGAGAUUGUGGAGGAUGUCAAGGACGAGUGCAGCAAGUACGGCCAAGUUAAGAGCAUCGAGAUACCUCGACCUGUGGACGGCCUGGAGGUGCCUGGGACUGGCAAGAUCUUUGUGGAGUUCAUGUCCGUGUUUGACUCCCAGAAGGCGAUGCAGGGUCUGACAGGAAGAAAGUUUGCCAACAGGGUGGUGGUGACCAAAUACUGCGAUCCAGAUGCUUAUCACCGUCGGGACUUCUGGUAGAGGAGGCAUGAAGAGAAGAGGGGCGGGUGGGGGGAGGGAGGGAACAUGUAUUGUCCAUUUUCGAAUAAGCCCCCUGAUUGAUUUGGCAGAGCAAUGUUUCAGGUAGAUCUGAGAGUAUCAAUCAUUUGACAAAUGGCUUUGGUGAUAUCCAAUGAAUCAUUUGAGAUCUAUGUGAAAUGUCCAGCAGUUAAAACAAUUUUUCGGAAUUGGAGGAUAGUGGGGAGUGUUUAUAUUGAGUCCAUAACAGACGGGUCUAGGUUUGGUUGGUAAGAAUCUAGCUGGGUGGGUGGGGAAGAUUUUUUUGAGUAAUGUGUGUAAUAAUGGGUCCAGGAUGGGGUCAACAAUUUUUAUACUUUGUGAGACAAGGAUGUCAUUUUGGGUGGGAGGGGGGGGUACCCCACUUUAAGGUUUGUAUUUAAACGGAGGCAGCCUGUUUUAAGUACAUUAGGAAGAAGUUGCAGCCGGGAACUAACAGGACUCUUCUGAUGGAGAAGAGGGAUAGUGAAAACAGGAGUGUUUAUUUGUGAGCGGGGGAGAUGGAGAGGAAGAUGAGGGCAUUUUGGCUUGACCAUCUAAUCUAGACACACAGUAGCUGUAACAUUCACUUCCGUUUGGCCACCAUCAUUAGAACGGUGGAGAAGUCCUAAUUUUUUUGAUUUUAUUUUUUGAUUUGAAUAAUCUUUUUGCGUUCCUUCCAUUUUUAUCAGACUACUGCCCCCCUCAGGACGAUUGUUAGAGAAUAUGUUGUCUAAUUGGACUCUUAUCUAAAUGUCAACUGUAAUUGUUCCAAUACUGUGUUUAGCUUCACUGAUUUUCAGCUGUAAUAUCACCUUAUAUUCAGGCCGCAGAAUAACGUGAGCUGCGGAAAAGAACAUUUUCAACUACACCAUUUUGAGUUCCCUUUUUCUGUAAUUUUUCACACGUGCACAGCUUUUAACAAGUGAGGUUGUUUGUCUCAGCAGUUCAGUCCUGAUUUAAUUGGAGAAAAUAAUUAAAAGAAUGAUGUGGAGAGGCAAACAUUGGUCUUUAAUAGAGGAUUUUUAUCGUCCUUACCAAAAGGCCUUAAUGUUAUUACAUGUCAAUUUGCUAAAUAAAUAAAUUUGGCUUCCCCCUCGACCAAUGAUGUCGGUACGUUAAUAAAUGUCACCAGCUUGUCCUUCAGCCUUGCAUCACUAGUUUUCAUCUAUCCUCGUUUCCCAGCAGAUUUGGGGUGUAAGAUGUGUUGGAUCCGGUUGUUUUUAUGUGCAACGUCUCGCCUCUUUAAUAAGACCAAAUAAACACAUGACUUGUA
This is a messenger RNA of Cyclopterus lumpus (lumpfish), 3288 nucleotides long. It is a transcript of the gene u2af2a, whose product is annotated as U2 small nuclear RNA auxiliary factor 2a. Bases 561 to 1997 code for a protein of 478 amino acids. Gene Ontology annotation, cellular component: nucleus; commitment complex; nuclear speck. Gene Ontology annotation, biological process: mRNA processing. The transcript is spliced from 12 exons. The record is from RefSeq and is a predicted model, not a curated record. Gene Ontology annotation, molecular function: poly-pyrimidine tract binding; pre-mRNA 3'-splice site binding. NCBI's taxonomy places the organism in Eukaryota, Metazoa, Chordata, Actinopteri, Perciformes, Cyclopteridae.